This is a messenger RNA of Dibothriocephalus latus, 714 nucleotides long. Lineage: Eukaryota; Metazoa; Platyhelminthes; Cestoda; Diphyllobothriidea; Diphyllobothriidae. The record is from the annotation of a GenBank genome assembly.
AUGGACGAUAGCCUCAGUAAUCACACGCACAUGGAUCCGAUGGUAAAAGUCUUUCUUGAUGACGUAUCUACCAAAAGCACCAACAUUAAUGAGUUUUUAAAGACUGCAAGCAAUGCCAAAUACUUUUUGGUUGACGCCAGACGACCAAAUUGUCCCGGAGGAGACACAGCCCUUCAUGUUGCAGCGAGAAGUGGAAAUUUAUCAGUUCUUGCUUUAGCGAUUGAAGCUGGGGCUGACAUUGAAGCCGUGAACACGGCUGGAAAACGUCCUCUUCACGAAGCAGCUCAGUGUGGACAUCCAGAGUGUGUUCAAUUCCUAAUUGAGAACGGGGCAAAUCUUGCCAGCAGGGCCGGUGUUGAGCCCAUUAUCUAUGAGUUAACUGCAUUUUGUGCGGCUUUGAUUUCUGGAAGGACUAAAAACGGCCGUACUCCAUUGCAUUGCCUUGCUCUUUCAAAAGCUGUCCAUCCCACCGCAAGCGUUCGAAUUGCAAGCAGUUUCCUCCUCCACGAUGCUCGACUACUGUACUCUGCUGAUGCCUGUGGUUGUCUUCCCAUUAUGGAUGCAUUGCGCCAAGGAAAUUUGCAACUUGCUCAUUUCCUUUUGGAUGAGUCUGUGAACUCCCCGGAAAUUUUACUCCGUCGGGACAAAGUGGGCUAUCAGGCCAUUCACGUGGCUGCGGAAGCUGGCCAAGUAAGUGCGUACUAUUUUUCCUAG